AUUUCCCCAGUCCACAUGCCCCAGUCCGACACUGCUUGUGCCAUAUACAGAUGUAUGUUGUUGUGCACUAAUGAUUAUAUUAAUAUAUGCUGAACUUUUGAGAAGCCUUCUGUGCAGCGAUCACAGAACAUGUAUAAACUGACCGGACGCCGGCCGGGGCAUUGUGAGGUUGCUGAGCAACGCGAGGCGGUUUCCAGGAAACAGAACGUCCUAGAUUGCAGCCCUGCAGUAUGAGGGACUCCGCUGCUGGGCUCCGGGUCUGCUCUGCUGGUAGCUGGUGGCAGCAUGGCAAACAUCACUGUCUCUGACGUACUGGCACGACAGCUGGGCGCCUUGUGCCUGAAGUCCUUUCCCUGUGGCAGUGGGAACUGGAACAAGUCUAACCCCUUAACCAGAACAGCUGUGCCCCCAGACACGUACUGGGAAAGCAAUGAUCCAAGUGAGGAGAGGCCGGACACCUUGACAGAUCUCCUGACUCGGCGUCACUCACCGUGGGAACUGGAUGAGAACCGCAGUCCUGGGUCACAGCACAUAAGGGAGCUGGCAGCCAAAUUCCCUGAGCUGAUUACUGAGCACUUUAUCAAUUCCUACUUCAGAUCUCUCCGAGUAGUAGAUCAGGAGGUAACAGAAGUGGAUGUAAAGCUGCUUAAAUUUCAGAACCUAGAAGAACUAGUGUUAAGUGCAAAUAAAUUAAGAACAGUAAAUUCUGUUAAUCUUCCAAGAACAUUGAAGGUGUUGGAACUGUGUUACAAUAACAUAUCAAGCUUAAAGGAUCUUAGUAGUGACCCUCCUCCACUAAUCCAGCAUUUGGGACUUUCCUAUAACAGAAUUCAGUGCUCCUCAGAGGGAAGUUACCUGACUGCAGACCUCUGGCCAAAUCUGGUUUCCCUUGACCUAAGUUGGAAUGAUCUCACUGAUCUCUUUGGCCUAGUUCCCACACUCGCCACCUUGCAACAGCUCCGUAUCCUCGUGCUCCAGGGUAAUCCUCUAACUUUCAUUCCUGCAUAUCGAGGCUACACUGUAGACAGCCUACAAAAGCUAUGCGUAUUGGAUGAUGUCCCAAUAUUGCCGGACGAGAAGCAUACGUUCAGUGGAGUAUCCACACAGACAGAUUCUCUACAAAGUAAGGCAAAGUUGUUUGUGCGCAUUGGGGAAGUACAUGGCAUUCCAAACUCAAUUACUCCCACAGAACAACAGCACCCAGCUGAAUAUCCAGUCACUACAAUCAGUUACCACGUGGACUAUGAAUUUAUUGAGGAUCAGUCCAGCACAGAGUUGGAAGAGUCUCAGUCUUACGUGACCAACCAGCCCCGGCAGCUGACCACAGAGGGGAGUGUACAGCUGUCUCAUCCAUUGAGGUCUCACUACCACACUGGUUUCUACAAAACUGAUGGAUUAUCUUGGUCUGAAGUGAUGGAAUUUGGGUAUGUAAAGGAACACACAGCUACAGACUUAUUGGCUUUGAAGACUUUUCUUCUCUCUGGGAUGAAUGUGACUGUUACAGAGGAAAAGAUCCUGUCCUGGCCUCAGGAUCCAGAACAGAAUGAAGUUGCAUCAAAGCUGGACAAAAAGGGAAGUGAAAAAGGCAAAGCCAGAAGUAGCUCUAGUGAAAGUAAAGGUGGUUCAAAGAGUAAGAAGAAAAAGGAAAAUCUAAUUGCUCUCCGUCACGAUCCCCCAAUCUUAAGAACUCUUGGCUCUGUCAUUAUGCCUUUAAAAAACCUUGUUUCAGGAGAAAUGCAAACAUUUACUGUGUGUAACUUUGGGAUUUUGUAUACCAACUUAGAGCCAGCUCAGUGUGCCAACGACAAGAGCCAUCAGAACAGUAAUAAAACCAAGGAACGGAGGCUAAAAAGUGGUAGACAAAGUGCAGAAACUUCUAAGACAUCUGGGCCCACAUCAGGAAAAGUAAAACGUAAAGAAACUGAAGUUACACCAACAGCAGAGAAUUCCUCUCCCCAGCCAAUUCCCCUGACUGUAGAGAUUGAAGUCCGGCUCCCAGGCUGAGAUGUAUUACAGCUACUGUAUAUUUCCAGCAAUGUAAAAUCAUUCUUAGGUUUCUGACAACAGUUUAUCCUUUUACUGUAAAACUGUUACUUCCCUCAUUUUAAAACUGUGUACAGAUGGGAAUACACUAAUGCCACAGUAAAAAUACACUGCAAACUA
Messenger RNA from Pseudophryne corroboree (corroboree frog), 2163 nucleotides. It is a transcript of the gene LRRC43, whose product is annotated as leucine rich repeat containing 43. Bases 286 to 2004 code for a protein of 572 amino acids. The transcript has 12 exons. The record is from RefSeq and is a predicted model, not a curated record. Gene Ontology annotation, molecular function: protein binding. NCBI's taxonomy places the organism in Eukaryota, Metazoa, Chordata, Amphibia, Anura, Myobatrachidae.